CAGAUACGGCCACACUGAUAUUAUCGCAUUCCUCCGGUUCAAUUUUGUUUUGUGUUUUGUUUUGCAUUUUUACCUAACCUAUUCCAUUUGUUGCCCCUGCAGUUUUUACAAACAGUUGUGAAAUCCGGGAAAGUGUUUCGCCUUCCACCGCGGGCAGCCGGACAGCUACAAUGGCAUUCCGCCAGUCGGAGCAUGAGAUGAGCGUCACCUCGCUCGAUUCGAGUGUCGAGCUGCGAUCGCGUUCCCCAUCGCCGCAGCUCUUCAAUCCGCGCAAGCUGCGCUUCGCCGACGACGAUUUUGACAAGGACUCGCCCCAAGGAGCGAGUCCGCAGCAUCCUCUACAGCAUCCAGAGAAGCUAUUCUCCGGCGCAGAGCAGCAGGCCAGCAAGGACGUAUCCAUGUCGCCUCCGUGCCAGAAGGUGCGUGCCUUGCGCCUGUUUAGCACUCCGGCCACCCCAAAGACCAUCCUGCAAAAGUCCACGACCCAGUGCAGCAACCAUCUGUCAGCGGCGGCAGCGGCAGUAAACGCAUCCCGUCUGUUGGAGCGGCCCCGAUCCCUGCCUCUGCACAACCGCAAACUUCCCACCCAGGACACGGCGAACGUUAAUCCCUUUACGCCCGACAGCCUCCUGGCUCACAAUAAGAAGCGUUGUCGCACGCAAUUUGGACGCGAAAACCUCAACCUGAAUGUGAAUGCUAUGCAAAAGUAUUUGCUCAGCGAAGCCUGCGACGAGGAUGCGACGGAAGAGGUGGGCGACACACUCCGCGAAAUCCAUCACCAAGCUCCUAAGCGGCUAGCCCUGCAUGACACGAAUAUAAGUCGUUUCAAGCGGGAGUUCAUGCAAGUUAACGUGAUCGGCGUAGGAGAAUUUGGCGUGGUGUUCCAGUGCGUCAAUCGACUAGAUGGGUGUAUCUACGCGAUUAAGAAAAGCAAGAAGCCAGUGGCAGGCAGCUCCUUCGAAAAAAGAGCCUUAAACGAGGUCUGGGCCCAUGCUGUUCUGGGCAAGCACGACAAUGUGGUUAGGUACUACUCCGCCUGGGCGGAGGACGAUCACAUGCUGAUACAGAAUGAGUUCUGCGACGGCGGGAGCUUGCAUGCGCGGAUCCAGGAUCAUUUCUUGGGCGAGGCCGAACUAAAAAUUGUACUCAUGCACGUGAUCGAGGGCCUGCGCUAUAUCCAUUCCAAUGACCUUGUGCACAUGGAUCUGAAGCCAGAGAACAUAUUCUCCACCAUGAAUCCGAAUGCACACAAGCUGGUUGAGGUCCAACCGCAGCAGACCAAAGACGACGAUGGCAUGGACAGUGUUUACGAAGAGUUACGCCACUCGGAAAACUUGGUAACGUACAAGAUCGGCGACCUGGGCCAUGUGACGUCGGUUAAAGAGCCCCAUGUCGAGGAAGGCGACUGCCGCUAUCUGCCCAAGGAAAUCCUCCAAGAGGACUACUCGAAUCUCUUCAAGGCCGAUAUCUUCUCGCUGGGCAUCACGAUGUUUGAGGUAGCCGGGGGUGGUCCGCUUCCCAAAAAUGGACCAGAGUGGCAUAAACUGCGAAACGGCGAGGUGCCAGUCCUGUCAAGUCUGAGCAGGGAUUUUAACGAACUGAUAGCCCAGAUGAUGCACCGAGAUCCCGAUAAGAGGCCCACAUCGCAGUCCAUAUUCAGUCAUCCAAUUCUGAGCGCCGUUGACUCCAAGAGCAAGCUGCAGCUCGGUCUGGAGCUGACUGUGGAAAAACGCAAGAAUGAGAUACUAAUGAACAAGCUGAGGGAUGCCAAAAAACAGAUUAAACUACUCGAGCAAAGGGUCAACCUCCUUGCAGUGACCAACAAUCCGGAUAGCCUGGAUGGGCAGCGAUGUCUUCGCUCCUUCACGCGACGCAUGCGCACGCCAUUUUCGAGCCAUGGCAAGUUCGAUAGCAUAUCCGAUCGCAACAAGAACGUUAUUACGAAUAUCUGAUAAGCUCGCCACUCAUACCGAACCGAUAGCCAAACUCUUCCGAAUCGAACGUGAACUAAGCUCACAUUGUGUUACCUCUUAAGCGUAUUCAUAUAAUCGAUAUAUAUUUUAAAGAUUUCGCGUCGCUUAAUCCUAACCCUUUUCACCCCGUGUAUUUCAAGCUCAAGGAUUUAGAAGCAUUCGUAAUAUAAUAUAUAUAUUUUUCAAGCUCAGUGAACUUUUCUUUGUAGAGAAAGCACGAUCGUUCUAAGAAAAGGUCCCGUAGAUUUUAAGAUUGUCGCAUAGUUGUAAUGAGUAUUGUUUUCGAAAUUAAACUAUUUAUUAUGUUACAUGGAAAUCGAAAUUACAACAUUCCAUUCGUUAAA
Drosophila rhopaloa is the source of this 2317-nucleotide messenger RNA. RefSeq names its product wee1-like protein kinase (gene Wee1). Gene Ontology annotation, biological process: mitotic cell cycle; protein phosphorylation. Gene Ontology annotation, molecular function: ATP binding; non-membrane spanning protein tyrosine kinase activity; magnesium ion binding. Gene Ontology annotation, cellular component: nucleus. The coding region runs from base 171 to 1952 and encodes 593 amino acids. The record is from RefSeq and is a predicted model, not a curated record. Lineage: Eukaryota; Metazoa; Arthropoda; Insecta; Diptera; Drosophilidae. The transcript is spliced from 5 exons.